Molecule: messenger RNA, 5310 nt
Organism: Pieris napi
Lineage: Eukaryota; Metazoa; Arthropoda; Insecta; Lepidoptera; Pieridae
Gene: Sec24CD
Product: protein transport protein Sec24C
Exons: 18
Coding region: 142-4200 (1352 amino acids)
Biological process (GO): intracellular protein transport; endoplasmic reticulum to Golgi vesicle-mediated transport; COPII-coated vesicle cargo loading
Cellular component (GO): COPII vesicle coat; endoplasmic reticulum exit site
Molecular function (GO): zinc ion binding; SNARE binding
Source: RefSeq, a predicted model, not a curated record
GUUCCACAUAAGCGGUGUGAUUUGUCAAAACUGUCAGUCAGGAUACGUGGCCCGAAAAUUUGUGGAGUUUCUUGUGUUGUUUAUAUUUUUAGUGUGUGAAUACGAUAAAAUAUAAUAAAACUGAAAUAAUUAUCACACAAAAUGAUGAAUCCACAAUAUCCACCACCAGGCCAAAAUAAUAAUGCGCCAAAUAAUCCACUAAACUAUCCUCCAUCACAAGAUUACAAUGGCAUUCAAAAUUCUAAUAAUUAUAACCAAAUUCCACCUAAUAGUUCCCAAAAUGAUAUAUCAAACAAGAUGCAAAAUAUGAAUGUAAAUGGGCCACAGGGAUUUAUACCACCAUCCCAACUGCCACCAGGUCAGUUACCUCCAAAUUUUCCACCCACAUCUAACUUUAACCAAAUGCCACCUGGUGUUAAAUCAUUGCAACCUGGCCGGCCACCAGUCACAAGUAUGCCUCAACAAUUCCCUGCUUCAAUGGGCCAAAUUCCUCCAUCUUCUACUCCUGGUCCUCAGUUCAAUCAACCACCUACAUCUAUGCACAUGCCAAAGCCCAUGCAACAACAACCUGGUAUGCAGAGCCAAACAGGGAUGCCACCGAUGCAACAAAAUCCUCAAAUGCCACUUCAGUAUGGACAGGGUCCUCCAACUAGUCAACCAGGCUUGAACCAACCCCAAAUGAGACCUGAUCAAGGGUCACUUGGGCAAAACAUACCAUCAAAUAUACAGAAUAGAGGUCCUAUGCCUAAUCAGCAUUUUUCACAAGCAAGUUCCAUGCCACCAACAAGUCAGCAGGGUUCAAUGAGACCUGACACUCAAGGACCUCCUAGCAUGCAGAAACCUUUACAACAAUCCCAUAUGCCACAACAGGGAUUGCCUAUUCAACAAGCUGUGGCCCAACAAUCAGGCAUGCCUUCUCAACAAGCAGUGCCCCCACAACCAAGCAUGCCUCCACAACAAAGAUUGCCACCGCAGCCAGGAAUGCCACCUCAGCCCAGUAUGCCACCGCAGCCAGGCAUGCCACCUCAUCAAGGUAUGCCACCGAAGCAGGGCAUGCCACAGCAGCAGGGUAUGCCACCGCAGCAGAGCAUGCCACAGCAGCAGGGAAUGCCACCACAGCAGGGAAUGCCACCGCAGCAGGGAAUGCCACCACAGCAGGGCAUGCCACCGCAGCAGGGCAUGCCACCGCAGCAGGGCAUGCCACCGCAGCAGGGCAUGCCACCGCAGCAGGGCAUGCCACCGCAGCAGGGCAUGCCACCGCAGCAGGGCAUGCCACCGCAGCAGGGCAUGCCACCGCAGCAGGGCAUACCGCCGCAGCCAGGCAUGCCACCACAGAUGGGCAUGAAUUCUCAGCCAGGCAUGGCUCCACGAUCAGGAAUGCCUCAGCAACCAGGCACGGCUGCACAACCUGGAAUGCCUCCCCGACCAGGAAUGCCCCCACAGCCGGGAAUGCCUCCACAACCGGGAAUGCCUCCACAACCGGGAAUGCCUCUACAACCGGGAAUGCCUCCACAACCGGGAAUGCCUCCACAGCCGGGAAUGCCUCCACAGCCAGGAAUGCCUCCACAGCCGGGAAUGCCUCCACAGCCGGGAAUGCCUCCACAGCCAGGAAUGCCUCCACAGCCAGGAAUGCCUCCACAGUCAGGCAUGCCCCCCUCAUCACAGUACAAUCAGUUUCAAUCUAUGCCUGGUAUGCCUCACAUGCCACCACCAUUGAAUCAGCAGGGACAGUUCACUGCACCACCACAAAAUCCUCAAUAUCCAGGAAUGCCCCCAAUGCCUCAACAAAAUUACCAGGCAGGUUCAGGAUAUCCACCACCUUUCCCAGCCCAACAGCCAAGUUAUGGACAGCAGCCAUACCAGCAACCUCAACAAAGAAGGCUCGAUCCUGAUCAGAUGCCAAGUCCAAUCCAAGUGAUGUCCGAUGACCAAAAUAACCGCAGUGGAGUAUUUGUAACCAACGAUAAAGGCUUAGUGCCUCCACUUGUCACCACUGACUUUAUUGUUGAUGAUAAAGGAAAUGCUAGUCCCAGAUUCAUAAGAAGUUCCCUGUACAGUGUUCCUGUGACAACUGACCUUCUCAAACAAACAUCCAUUCCCUUCUGCCUUGUUAUUGCCCCCAUGGCAGAGACAGUGGGUACAGAACAGGAGCCACCAUUAAUUGACUUUGCAGCCCUCACGGGGUCACCUAACAUGGGCCCAGUGAGAUGCAGUCGAUGCAAAGCAUAUAUCUGUCCCAAUAUGAAGUUUGUAGAUGCGGGCAGGCAUUUUAAGUGUGCCUUCUGUAAAGCUACUACUGAGGUGCCAAUGGAGUACACGCAAUACAUAAACACAAUGCAACAGUACGGAAGACUUCCGGCUGAAAUUAGUGUCGGCGCCUACGAAAUUGUCGCUACUAAAGAAUAUUGUAGGAACAACACCCUGCCUAAUCCACCAGCUGUAGUAUUCGUAAUAGACGUAUCGUAUAACUCCAUGAAGAGUGGUCUUCUGCGCACUAUAUGUGACAAUAUUCUGGAUAUCAUUCAGGCAAUGCCAAAGGAUGAACAAACUGGCAAGUGUAUGACCCGAGUAGGAUUCAUUACUUACAGUUCUACUGUGCACUUCUACAAUAUCAAGGGUUCCCUUGCACAACCACAAAUGCUAUCAGUCGGUGACAUCGGAGACAUGUUUGUACCAAUCCUGGAAGGCUUCCUUGUAGAAGCUGAAGAGUCUGGACCGGUUCUGGAGGCAUUGCUCGAGCAAUUACCCACAAUAUUUGCUGAGAACCAGAAUACUGAGAUUAUUUUGUUGCCUGCUGUUCAGGCCGGUCUGGAAGCCCUUAAAGCGGCAGAUACCUGUGGUCAACUCUUAGUAUUCCACACAUCGCUUCCAACUUACAAUGCGCCCGGAAAACUUAUUAAUAGAGAAGAUAGAAAACUUCUUGGAACAGAAAAAGAGAAGCAGAUCUUGAGUCCCCAAACAACAGCGUACAACGAGCUAGGUCAAGCGUGUUCCGCUGCGGGCGUGUCCGUCGAACUGUUCGUAUUUAACAACUCGUACGUCGAUACGGCAACUAUCGGACAACUGCCGCGAUUGACGGGCGGACAAGUGCAUAAAUACACUUAUUUCACUGCUGAAACAGACGGCAGUCGUCUAUGCCGUGAUGUUCGUCGCGUAGUGACGCGUAACACUGCUCACGAUGCCGUGAUGCGUGUACGCACGUCCACGGGCGUACGAGCUACUGACUUCUUCGGACAUUUCUUUAUGUCUAACACCACUGAUGUCGAAUUGGCUGCUAUUGACCCUGACAAGGCGAUAGGCGUCGAAAUAAAACAUGACGACAAACUGACGGGCGAGGACGGCGUAUACAUACAAACUGCGUUGCUGUACACGCAUCGAUCCGGUCAGAGAAGAUUACGUGUGCUAAACCUAGCACUCAAUGUGGCCCACCAGCUCGCUGAUGUGUAUAGAUCUGCUGAAUUGGAUACGAUGAUCAAUUUCCUAACUAAACAAGCGGUAUGGGUCCUUCGUGACGCCCCACCCCGCGCAGUACGUGAAGGUUUAACAACCCGAUGCGCGCGUUCGUUGGCCGCGUACAGAAGACACUGUGCGUCGCCAUCUUCUGCGGCCCAAUUAGUCUUACCGGAGUCUAUGAAACUACUGCCUUUGUAUACCAGCGGUCUAUUACGGUCAGACGCUAUUUCUGGAGGUCCAGACAUAACCUGUGACGACCGUUCGUGCGCAAUGUACCGUGCGUUGACAGCGGACGUAUGUCAGUCCGUAGUAUACACGUACCCGCGUCUUCUUCCAUUACAUACGCUUCCAAAUACGCCGCAGCCGCUUAGGGCCUCUGUCGAUAAGAUGAGCGAUCAGGGGGUCUAUCUGCUUGAAAAUGGCGUCCAUAUGCUGCUCUGGGUUGGAUCACAGGCCUCUCCGGAAUUCGUAAAUGAUGUUUUCGGCGCUCCAUCUCCUCACCAGCUGAAUACCCAGGUCUGCGAGCUUCCAGAACUAGAUAACGAGCUGAACAGAGCCGUUAGAGCCUUGCUAGAAGAUGCAAGAGAUAAGAGGAGAACUGCUAUGCGGUUAACGGUUAUGCGUCAGCAUGACAAAUUGGAGGCAGUGUUGCGGCACUUCUUGGUUGAAGAUCGAGGAGUGGACGGGUCUUCCUCAUACGUCGACUACCUCUGCCACAUACAUAAGGAAAUCAGAAAUCUUCUAUAGCAGUAUGAAAUAUAAAUAAACCGUGGACAUUUCAAAAUGUUUCCAAUAAAGUGUUUGGGAUAAAUUCCUGAUGAUCACGCAUACGUUAGACUGUUAAUGAAGUUUCAUAUUAGCCAAGAAAAUUCCCUUUUUUUAUAUAUUUCACGACAUUUAGUAUAUGUAUGAAACUAUAUAUUUGGUUUACGUUAGUACUUCUUAAAAUAACACUAAUAUAAACGCGAAUUUGUUAAGUGAAUUGUGACUGCUUUCGCGUUUCUAUAGUUUUAUUUUAAAUGGCCUUGCAAUCUGAUAAUUAAAUAUAAUUUUACUUAGCGUUGUUCUAAUGAUAAAAUACGAAUAGGAAUUAGGCCUUCCACAUUUGUGCUAUAUAGUUAAUAUUUCCAAAUACAAUUAUGACAAACCGAUCAAUUAUAUGUGUGGUCAAUGUUAUGAGAAUUGAGGUUUUUAUACGAUGAUAAGUUUUUAUAAGAGAUUAUGGGUAUAUACUACUUACAAAAAUUAAUAACUCAUGAUAAUUCAAUAACGAGUAUAAAUACACAAAGUAGUCUACUAAACGCAGUUUUUUUAAUUAAAAAAAGUAGAUUAAAUUUGUAAUUAAUUUUUCUUGUGUGUAACAUACAAUUAAUAAAAAAAUCAUAAUUUCGUGUAAUUUUUUGUGAAAAGGAAAGAUAAAAACUGUUCUCUGUUUAAAAGCCUUAAUUGUAAUGUAUUAAAAUAUUUAAGGUUUCUAUUUUUGUUAAUGUAAAUAAUUCAAUAUGAUUGGAGCGAUUUAUAUAUAAUUCAUUUAUUAAUUAUGAUAUUACGCAAUUAGUUUUUCAUCUGGUAUAAACUCAUUUCUAAAUUUAUUUAGAUUUAAUAUUGCAAUAUUCAUUCGCUAACCAUGUGAAAUUAGUCAUCAGUUGACAUUCAAGUGUUAAAAUCAUAAUUUUAUUAAUAUAUUAAAUCUGAUUUACUUUAUACAUUCUAGGUAAAAUAUUUCGUUAAUAUAGGUCAUUUGUUUGGUAUUGAUAUGUAUUCCAAUCUACAGUAGACAUUAUUUUUUUAGGUUAAUUCAAUUAUUAUAGGAUUAAGGUUCGAUUGUGUAAAUAAAGUAUAUUGGAAUUAUGUUAA